Drosophila sulfurigaster albostrigata is the source of this 753-nucleotide messenger RNA. Its product is annotated as E3 ubiquitin-protein ligase RNF181 homolog. The transcript has 4 exons. Bases 225 to 668 code for a protein of 147 amino acids. The record is from RefSeq and is a predicted model, not a curated record. NCBI's taxonomy places the organism in Eukaryota, Metazoa, Arthropoda, Insecta, Diptera, Drosophilidae.
UGAACACAAACGCGUUCGAGAAAUCGCGUGGAGCGUAGAAAACGAGCGAGAACUCGGCACAAGCGAGAAACGAGAAGGCGGAAAUCCAAAAUCCAUUGACGACGAUUAUUGAACGGAAUACGAGAGAGAGAGAAAUAUAAAUGACAAUAAAAAAUUAAAAAAGGCGCGCGUGCGUUUUACCAGCCCAGUGAUCGUCGAGGGGGCAUCUCUCUUGAAAAUGAGCUAUGGCGGAUUACUUUGAUGAACUGGGACACACGCCCACCGGGCCCGAGGGUGCCAAUGAUUUCGAUCGCCACUAUCGUCGCCUUCAGGUGCUGGCCAUUAUGAAUGGUAUUGAUAUGGAGAUCGAAGCUCCUGAAGCCUCCAAACGUGCCAUUGAGGCGCUGCCUAUGCAUGUGAUCACUGCAGAGGAGCUUAAUCCCGACUUGGAGUGCGCUGUGUGCAAGGAACCAGCUGAGGAGGGCAGCAAAUUUAAGGUGUUACCCUGCAAACACGAGUUCCAUGAACAAUGUAUUCUGUUGUGGUUGAAAAAGGCAAAUUCGUGUCCCAUUUGUCGUUAUAUCUUUGAAACCGAUGAUGAGGUUUAUGAGGAGUUACGACGUUUCCGUCAGGAUGAACCCAAUCGUCGUGAUCGCCAUGAUGCUCUAAUGGAUUCCAUGUUCGGUUAAGAUUAAGCAUUAAAGAUUUGUUUUUAUGGUUUUGGCUUUUAUUGGUUUAUGGUUUACAAUUAUAAAUAAAAAAACGGUUGCUGCA